This is a messenger RNA of Opisthocomus hoazin, 1098 nucleotides long. The record is from RefSeq and is a predicted model, not a curated record. NCBI's taxonomy places the organism in Eukaryota, Metazoa, Chordata, Aves, Opisthocomiformes, Opisthocomidae.
AUGGGGCUUGGGAAACGGGCCCCAGGAGCGAACAGGAUCCGGCAGGUCCCAUUCCCGGAGGCCGGGCUUCCCGCCCGCAGGCAGCUGGGGCUCCAGCAGCCCACGCCGGGGCAGAGACCGAAGCCCGAGAACGCCAUCACCAUCGCGGUGUCAUCGCGAGCACUUUUCCGCAUGGAGGAGGAGCAGAAGAUUUACGAGGAGCAAGGGGUGGAGGCCUACGUGAAAUACCAGCUGGACCACGAGAACGAGCCCUUCCUCCCUGGGGCUGCCUUCCCCUUCGUCAAGGCGCUGGAAGCGGUGAACACGCAGCUGCGCGAGCUCUACCCCGACAGCGAGGAGCUCUUCGACAUCGUCCUCAUGACCAACAACCACGCCCAGGUUGGCGUUCGCUUGAUCAACAGCAUCAACCACUAUGAUCUGUUCAUCGAGAGGUUCUGCAUGACGGGAGGGAACAGCCCCAUCUGUUACCUCAAGGCCUAUCACACCAACCUCUACCUCUCCUCCGAUGCCGAGAAAGUGAGUGGGGCCAUUGAAGAGGGGAUCGCUGCAGCCACCAUCUUCAGCCCCAGCAAAGACCUGGAGGUGUCCGAGAACCAGCUGCGGGUGGCAUUUGAUGGUGACGCCGUGCUCUUCUCUGAUGAGUCAGAGCAGAUCGUGAAGGCUCAUGGCUUGGACAUGUUCUUUGAGCAUGAAAAGGCUUACGAGAACAAGCCUCUGGCACAGGGACCCCUGAAGGGCUUCCUGGAGGCCCUGGGGAAGCUGCAGAAGAAGUUCUAUUCCAAGGGGCUGAGGAUGGAGUGUCCCAUUCGCACCUACCUGGUCACUGCCAGGAGCGCGGCCAGCUCGGGAGCCCGAGCCCUAAAGACUCUGCGCAGCUGGGGCCUGGAGACGGAUGAGGCUUUGUUCCUGGCCGGGGCUCCCAAGGGGCCGCUGCUGAAGAAGAUCCGUCCUCACAUCUUCUUUGACGACCAGAUGUUCCACGUGGAGGGAGCCAAGGAGAUGGGCACCGUCGCUGCCCACGUCCCCUAUGGCAUCGCCCAGAAGCACAAGCGGCCGGCGGAGGAGAAGCAGACCCUGAACAGCAAGUAGUGGAGCUGG